Messenger RNA from Rosa chinensis, 2013 nucleotides. RefSeq names its product protein RETICULATA-RELATED 1, chloroplastic. Gene Ontology annotation, biological process: plant organ development. The record is from RefSeq and is a predicted model, not a curated record. Lineage: Eukaryota; Viridiplantae; Streptophyta; Magnoliopsida; Rosales; Rosaceae. Gene Ontology annotation, cellular component: chloroplast inner membrane.
CAUCCAAAACACCCCCCCCAAUUCAUCUACCCUCUCUUCACUUUUCUCUCUCUCUCUCUCUCUCUAGCUUUAGAGAGAGAAAAUCCGCAGAGAAGAAUAGCACAAAUAAAAUAGCAAAGGGUUAGGGUUUUUCUCACAGAGGCGAAAAUGUCUCACGCAGUGUUCCACACCGCUCAAUUCAUGCCCAUGAACACGCAGCUCCCCAAGAAGCCCAGGCUGGCGGGGCCCCUACAGCCGAUGAUUGCUCAGCCGCUCAAGCUCCGGCGGGGUCUGGCGGUCAAGGCCUGCUGUGCGUCUCCGUCUACUUCCGACUCGGUGGAGGGGCAGUCGGCCACCUUGUUGGAGCGCUGCUUCGUGGCGCCGUCGUCGUCGCCGGCCGCGAGCCGUGAGUUCGGUCCGGUUAUGAAGGGGCAGUACGGUGCUUUUGGUGCCGUGACGCUUGAGAAGGGGAAGCUGGAUAUGACUCAGAAGCAAUCCAAGUCUAGCCCUGAGCUGCAAACUGGGGGAGGUGGUGGAGAUAUUGGAAAGAAGAUAAAUCAUGGAGGUGGUGAUGGAGGUGACGAUGAUGGCGAUGAUGAUGAUUACUUUGAUGACUUUGAUGACGGUGAUGAGGGGGAUGAGGGUGGCCUUUUUAGAAAACGCAUGUUUCUUGAAGAGCUGUUUGAUCGCAAAUUUGUAGAUGCAGUUUUGAACGAGUGGCAAAAGACAAUGAUGGAUUUACCUGCCGGCUUUCGGCAAGCUUAUGAAAUGGGAUUGGUCAGCUCCGCUCAAAUGGUAAGAUUCUUAGCAACCAAUGCCAGACCAACCACUACUAGGUUCAUUUCUCGUUCACUUCCUGAUGGGGUAUCAAGGGCAUUCAUUGGCAGAAUGCUUGCAGAUCCUGCUUUCUUGUAUAGGUUUCUGUUAGAGCAGGUUGGGACGAUUGGUUGCUCAGUUUGGUGGGAAGUAAAGACUCGUAAGGAAAGGAUAAAGCAAGAAUGGGAUCUGGCACUUAUAAAUGUGCUCACAGUAGCAGCAUGCAAUGCUGUUGUUGUCUGGUCACUUGCUCCUUGUCGUUCAUAUGGGAACACAUUCAGGUUUGAUUUGCAAAAUACAUUGCAAAAGCUCCCCAACAAUAUAUUUGAGAAGAGCUACCCAAUGAGGGAAUUCGACCUGCCAAGGAGAGUUCAUUCCUUCUUCUAUAAGGCUGCUGAGUUGUGUAUGGUUGGACUAUCUGCCGGAGCAGUUCAAGGCGCUUUAUCAAACUUUUUAUCACAUAAAAAGGAGGAAAGGUUAUCGGUAACGAUCCCUAGUGUGAAAGCAAAUGCACUUGGUUAUGGUGCCUUCCUAGGACUUUAUGCGAAUCUGAGAUAUCAGCUGUUAUGUGGAUUUGAUAGAGCUGUGAUGAACCAUUUUGAUGUUAUUGGAGUGGCGCUGGUUCUAAGCACGGCAUUCAGGGUUUUGAAUAUUCAGUUAGGUGAGAGAUCAAGGUUGGCUUGGCUUGGCGUGGAGGCUGAUCCGCUGGUUCAGUCGGAUGAUCUGAAGGCUUACAGUAGGCCUUCUGAGAGUGUUGAUCGGUCCUCUCCAAAAUGGUUUAUAUCAAAGAAUGCUGUUGUAUCUGGACUUGGGCUCCUUGGCAUUAAACAAAGGAAUGAUGACUCUGUUGGUGAGGGGGAAUCUUCAGCCCCCAAGACACGUAGAAAGCGGAUUGUCCGGAAGAAGGUGGCUGCAUAGUUUAACUAAUGAAUCACCAUCAGAGCCCAAUUUUGUUGCCUGAGGGGGACACAACAAGCUCAUCAAAGCUUUAAACAAGAGCGUGUAGGAGGUGUUGGUGCAGUAAUUGAUGACAUCUCUGGUAGAGGAUUGCUGAAUGACGAAUAUAAGGAGACCGAUUUCUCAUUUUUGCUUCUAUAGUUCCUCUUCAUUUCAUUGUAAUGUGUUGACCUCAGAAGUUUAGUGAAUUGCUAUAUUUCAGUUUUAGGUAGAAACUUUAUUUUUGAAAAUAAGUGAAAUAUUUGCAGUUUCUGAUUUUAG